CUUACUAACAAUUUUGCAUUGUCAACACAGACGCACUCUGUUAAUGGCAGUAUUGACAAGUAUGAGAUCAAGAACACCCCCAACAAGACCACGCUGUACGUGAAAGAUCUGGACAUCAGCAAAGACAUGGGCAUGUACCAGUGCCAGGGCACCAAUGAAAUAGGAUCAGCCAGUGAUAAGAUUCAGCUGCGUGUGCGUAGCCAACUGGCCGCCCUUUGGCCAUUCCUCGGCAUUGUCGCUGAGGUCAUUAUUCUCAUCACCAUCAUCUUCAUCUACGAGAAGAGGAGAAAGCCUGACGAGAUCAAUGAUGAUGAUGACUCAGGAUCUGCACCACUGUAAGUGUUUUGUAUUAUUUGUGCUGAGAUAUUGU
Molecule: messenger RNA, 370 nt
Organism: Sinocyclocheilus grahami
Lineage: Eukaryota; Metazoa; Chordata; Actinopteri; Cypriniformes; Cyprinidae
Product: basigin-like
Exons: 2
Source: RefSeq, a predicted model, not a curated record